GCAGAUGAACCGUGAAUCGUGCGUAAAUCUGUGUUAAUUUUUAAGUAUGUGAUUGUGAUAUUUUGUAACAAUGUCUCACUUACCCCAAUCUAGGGCACUAUGGGAUUAUUUUUCUAAGUUGGCUGGAGAUGAUAAAAUCGCCAACUGUAAUGAGUGCUCGAAAGACCUAUCUUACCGUACAUCAGUCACUAAUUUAAAAACUCAUCUUAAACUAAGACAUAAUGACCUCUACAAACGCUAUAUAUCUGAAUGUAAAGCGGCUAGUCGCCGUUCGACUUGGACGGACAAUAGCAAUAAUGUCAAGAAACAAGCGAGCCAAGAGCAGGAUCAAGAUACACACAGCGAUCCAUUAUUAGAUGAUGAAACAGGGGACACUCUCAUGGGCCCGGGGACCGACAUUUCCGAGGCAGAGACUCUCAAUUUAAGCCCCGAGCACUUCUCGGAUCGGGACACGCUGCCAUCGCCGGAGCCCCGAGCCACAUCACCCCCCGACUCCAAGCCGGCACCUCGACGAACAUUUGCUUCUACCCUACCGAGAAGACGCAGACGAUUUCCUGUCAGAAAUGAUGGUUUAAUUGCAAAAAGAUUCUUAGACAUCGAAGAAGAGAAGUUAAGGGUAUCGAAGGAAAGAAACAACGCUAUCAAUAGGGUGGCUGAUAUGCUGAAACAAAUUUCAAAUAAGUUGGAUGAAUUUAUUUAAAAUUAGAAUUACAAUAUAGUUUUCUUAUGGAAUUAAUAAAACCUUAUAACUUUAUUUGUAAAUAUUACAAAACUUUUCCUUAGUUAUAUAAUAUAAAUUAUUGUUUAUGGUGAGUUACUUAAAAUAAUAAAGAUGUAUUUAUUCAAACUUAGACUUUGUUUAAUUGGGAAAAAGAACUGGUGAAGUGCUAGCCGGCCUUGCGCACUAAGUGUUCCUUACCAUUUAUCUAUAUAUUUUUUUUCCUACCAGUUAGCCCUUGACUGCAGUCUCUGAUGGUAAGUGAUGAUGCCGUCUAAGAUGGUAUCGGGCUAACCUAUUAGGGAGUAUGGUAGUCAUACCCCUAAUCGGUUUCUACGCGACAUCGCACCGGAUCACUUAAAUCGCUUAGCGGCAGGUCUUAUAUAUAGGAGCCACCUUAAUUAUUGAUAUUCUUUUUUUUUGUAUUUGUUGAUAUAGCGCCAACAAU
Molecule: messenger RNA, 1166 nt
Organism: Pararge aegeria (speckled wood butterfly)
Lineage: Eukaryota; Metazoa; Arthropoda; Insecta; Lepidoptera; Nymphalidae
Exons: 5
Coding region: 71-700 (209 amino acids)
Molecular function (GO): DNA binding
Source: RefSeq, a predicted model, not a curated record